Messenger RNA from Diversispora eburnea, 1062 nucleotides. NCBI's taxonomy places the organism in Eukaryota, Fungi, Glomeromycota, Glomeromycetes, Diversisporales, Diversisporaceae. The record is from the annotation of a GenBank genome assembly.
AUGACCUCGUCAAAAAGCACCCAAAUAAUAACUAAUAAACUUGAACAAAAAAAUGUACAUCUCGAACAUAAAGAUGUUAAAGCUCAUUUCAAACCAUGGAACGAUAAAUGUAAAAUACAUGCUUUCUCAUUUGAAUUUGCAGAAAAUUCAGAUUCCAAUCCAACUUUUGUAAUCCAGAACAUGGCUACUCAACAUGGAUUUGCCUCGGCAAUCAUUCAUGCUUAUACUCUUCACCAACAUCUUCGAUUCUCACCAGAUGAUGUAUGGUUAACGGUUGCACAAGGUGUUAGUAGGCACAUUUUUAUUAAUGCUAAACAUUUUCGUUACUCAUUCGUUGAUCAUGAGGGUCAAAAAGAUGUUACCGUAAAUGCCGAAGAUAUUAUAGGAUAUUUCAACGAAAAUCUUAUAGGUGAUUGGCCACAAGCGAUUUCUCGACUUUCCGGUGACAUUGACGAGCGAGUUAAAAAAGUUGGUUUAAAAAAACAUCUUGAAUGUGAUUUUUCUACCUCAACAAAUGCAUCUAUUGCUGCUAGCCAAAUUAUCUUAUUAGAUGCAAUGAAAAAAUUUUUCAGAUACGGAUUACGUGGUGGUUGUGGUAUUCCAAAGGUCACUCUUGAUGGAACCUUAGAAGAUUGGUUACAUCUUCAAGAAAAAGUUGCAAAAAUCCGUGAUUUAGGAUUGGAACUUGAUUCCUGGUUGGAUAGGUUAGAACCAGUCGUCGCUCAAUUUGUCUCCACCUAUAAGGGAGACGUUGACGAAAAAUUUUGGAGCAUGGCUCUCUUUGAUGUUCCUUACGCUAGUGGCGUGCCAUCUCCUUGUUGGAAUGGAUGGAUAGGUGCUUUGUUUCCUUAUAAUAAUAAUCAAAUUUUUCCUGAUGCAGUACCCUCUGGAUUAUUAUAUGUUCCAUUCGAUGUGAAAAUCGGGGAAGAAAAAUUUGAAUUAAGUUUUGCUGCAGGUUUUUUUGGUGCAAAGCAAGAUAAGGUUAAUGAAGAAUAUGUUGUUUCACCUGUUAUUGGUUGGUACAUUGCUGAUAAGUCCUUUGAUAAGCAAAGAAGAAAUUGA